GACUUCUUCUUAUCAGUCGAGCAGCGCAGAGGGCCACAAUGCGGAUGACCAACCGACCAUCAUGACACUGGGGCACAACCCCACAUGUGACGCGCUCACGCUGAUGAGAAGUUUUCCCCCCCCCGACGAAGCCUCCAUCAUCAAUAUCCUCGCCAACAGGACCAGCGACCAUCGCCAGGGAAUUAUUUCGUUUGGCAGAGGAGCUUUGCACAGGGAUUUGAUCGCGGUACUGGAGGAGCAAAAUAUUGAGCCUGCGUUCAAGAUCGUUUUGCGCGCUGUUUUGACCCCUACAGCUGUGCUACUGGCCUACCAUCUCUUUGACGCGAUCCAGUGGCCCGGAACCAAUGAGACCACAUUGGUCGAAAUCCUGUGCACUCGCAACGACAUGGAAAUCCAACAAAUCAACUCCGCCUAUAAUCAAAUAUACGAGCGUCCGUUGCAACAUGACCUGGGGGCUGCCACGUCAGGACCCUUUCGUCGUCUGCUUGUGUCCAUCAUCAACAACGUUGAGAAGAACUACAACCUGAGCCUAACGAUGAUACUGGCAAAUAAGCUCCACCAAGCAGAUGAGUCGUUGGACGAAGCCGAGUUCAGCAGGAUCUUUUCCUCACACUCCUUCACUGUGCUACGCGCCGUGCUCGAGGAGUACAAGAAAAUUAAGGGCAAGAGUCUUCAUGACGCCAUCAGGAGCGAGUUCUCAGGAGACAUCAAGACCGGUCUGCUGGCCGUGGUCAUGUGCAUUGAGAACAGACACCAGUUCUUUGCCAAGUGUCUGCACGACGCCAUGAGGGGUCUAGGAACUAAAGAUGACACUCUCAUCCGCAUCAUCGUCACGAGAGCUGAGAUUGAUCUCGGCAACAUCAAGCACGAAUAUCAACGCGUCUUCGGCCGCACUCUUGAGAGCGACAUCAGAGGUGACACUUCUGGCGACUACAAGCGGAUGUUGUUGGCAAUCGUCCAGGGCUGAACUCCAGUCUCUCCUCACCAGCGAGCUGAAGAGCUAAACUUUUGAUGUCAAUAUUUACUUUAUUUUUAGGUAUGAUUCCAUAGACUGUUGACUUAGUCGCCAGUUGAACUUAAAAGGCUUUUAAGAUGAUUGUCAAAUACAUGAGUAUAAUUUUAGUACUGAAAAAAAAAGUGUUUAUAGCUGCGGGAACAAUGACCCUUACUAUUGUGUGCCUCUAAUUCUUAGACACAUUUUAUCCGUGAUUUACAGUUAUUUUUUAUUAUACGCACGUCUCAAUCGCUAAAAAUUUCAUUAAUUGAACAUUCAUUUGUAACUUUUUUAAUCUAACAAUUAUUAGCUUGGGACAAAUAAAACAGGCAUCAAACUGUCGACGUUCAGGCAGAAAAUUUUCAGUUAAUUAAUUGUGCAUUUGCUGCAUCGGCCAACCGUAUUCCCGCUAGCUUUGCAAAUAAGUAUCAUCUGUAUGAAUAAUGUAAGCGAUGCAAGUGAUUUUUGUACCGCUAAUUUUUUUGUGAAGACUUUAAAAAAAGUUUCCAGUAAAAUAGUCGUAUUUCCGUUAAUUAGGUUAAAAAAACGUGCUCCAUUGUACCAUUCAUUGUGAAAAUGAAAUGCUCAGAACCACCGAA
Hyalella azteca is the source of this 1593-nucleotide messenger RNA. RefSeq names its product annexin-B12-like. The transcript is spliced from 8 exons. Gene Ontology annotation, cellular component: cytoplasm. NCBI's taxonomy places the organism in Eukaryota, Metazoa, Arthropoda, Malacostraca, Amphipoda, Hyalellidae. The coding region runs from base 62 to 967 and encodes 301 amino acids. Gene Ontology annotation, molecular function: calcium-dependent phospholipid binding; calcium ion binding. The record is from RefSeq and is a predicted model, not a curated record.